Messenger RNA from Pristis pectinata (smalltooth sawfish), 2879 nucleotides. RefSeq names its product SPRY domain-containing protein 7. Lineage: Eukaryota; Metazoa; Chordata; Chondrichthyes; Rhinopristiformes; Pristidae. Gene Ontology annotation, molecular function: protein binding. The transcript has 5 exons. The record is from RefSeq and is a predicted model, not a curated record. Bases 45 to 635 code for a protein of 196 amino acids.
GUGCGCAGAAGCGGCGUGACGUCAGUGCGCUCGGUGCUGGGAACAUGGCGCUGUCGGUCCUGUGUUGCUUGAGGUGGUGUGGAAAUGGAGGCUCUGGACACAUUCAGCUCAAGGAAAUGCCCGCCGUCCAGUUAGACACGCAACACAUGGGAACGGAUGUGGUUAUUGUUAAAAACGGGAGGAGAAUAUGUGGCACAGGAGGUUGCCUAGCCAAUGCACCUUUGCAUCAGAACAAAAGCUACUUUGAAUUCAAAGUCCAAUCAACAGGAGUUUGGGGGGUUGGAGUUGCUACCCAAAAAGUUAAUCUCAACCAGAUUCCUUUUGGUCGGGAUGCACAAAGUUUAGUGCUUAGGCAUGAUGGAGCUAUUUAUCACAACAAUGAGGAGCGAAACCGACUACCAGCUAACAGUCUUCCUCAAGAAGGAGAUGUUGUGGGACUAACCUAUGAUCAUGUGGAAUUGAACGUGUAUUUGAAUGGGAAAAAUAUGCAUUGUCCAGCAUCUGGAAUUAGGGGUACAGUGUAUCCAGUUGUAUAUGUCGAUGACAGUGCGAUUUUGGAUUGCCAGUUCAGUGAAUUUUACAGUCCUCCACCUCCAGGAUUUGAAAAGAUUUUGUUUGAACAGCAGAUCUUCUGAUAUGCACUGUGUAAAUGUACACACUCCCACCCAAGCACUGUUACCUUGCCUGCUCCUGCUUAGAUAUUUGUAUGUUUCAUUUGGUUGGAAGUUGCUCGAGUGCAGUUUCCUUGAAUUGUCAGUACCUUGAAUGACAAUACAGCAUAAAGAAUUUAGGUUUAUCAUGCUUUCAUCUUUCACUGUCUGAUAAUAUUUAAAUAAGUGUUUUUAAAGUGACCAAUGGCAAUAUAAAUGUGAGGUGCAAUAAAUAAUAGACCUUAUGCACCAUAUAAUUAAGAAAAACUAGAACUCAAAUGUUUGCCUGGGUUUGCCUGCAUCACAAUUACUGUACUUCCUGAGUUAGGUACAAGUACCAAAUGAGAAAUUACACUAGCAGUGUAGUUCAAAAUACUUCAAUUAGGCAAACUUCUAUAUAAUUUUUAAUCCCUUAACCCUGUGCAGCAUUUAUUUUUGCUUUUGUAGCUAUUGGUAUAUAAUAUUGAUAUCAGGGUAAUUUCUGUCCUUACAGUAUUCCUCUCUCAACCUUUUCUACUCUUUGUAGUCUCAGUUAAAUUUUGCUACUGUGGCUAUUGAUUCACUUGUCUUUGUCCUUUCUCUCUGUAUUGUUCCACCAAUUCUGUUUUGCUUCCUUUUAAACCUUUGUUGGGGCUGAGAUGAGUACAAUAUUGGAUGUGAAACAUCUUCAAAAUCACUAGUUAAAACUAGCUCUACUUUGAGCAAAAAUUAAUCACAAUACUAAGGCUAGGCUGUCAGAAAAAUAUGAAACUCUUCUGACCAAGAACUGUAGACUGCAGUGCCCGUACUCAUAAAAGCAACUAGCUUGGCUUUCCUCUUAAAAAAAAAUUAUGGCUUUUUUCCCCUUGAAGUAAAAUGCCAUAAAUAUAAAAAUUAAAACAGAAUUCUGAAAACAGCUGAACAGAUGUGUUAGGAGAGAAAGGAAGUUAACAUUUCAAGUUGAUAACCGUCACAACUGGAAAGAUGUUAGUCAUGACAGCAUUUAAGCAAGUUCAGAGCUGUGGAAGUGGAUAAAAUGAUUGGAUGAGGGUAUGGGUAUGAUUACAUUUAUUUAAUUCAUUGGUCCAUUGAGUACAUGUCUAACACAAGAAUGAAGUAUUGGGUCAAGCGGUCUUCAACCUGAAACAUUAACUCUGUUUCUCUUCCCAUAAAUGCGGCCUGACCUGCUGAGUAUUUCCAGCAUUUUUUGUUUUGAAAAUAUUGGAGAUGCCAGAAAUCUGAACUAAAAGAGGUUAACACUGGAAAUAGCAGGUCGUGACAUAUGUGGAUAGAGGAACAGUUAACGAUGAACAAAAUAUUUAACAUAUUUUAAAGAAGUACUGAGAUAGAGAUGGUGGAGAGGAGUAGCGUAGGUAUACGUCAGAAUGGAAAGUGAUUAAAUAAUUUGUGUUGAACUGUCAUUCAGCUUUAAAGUACAAGUUUGUCACUGACCAUCUCUGUCUCCUGCUGACCCUUCAGUGAGAUUCAAAUGCUCUGCCCAGAAUGAAGCAGGAAGGAAAUGAGAAUAACUAAAUGGUUCCCCAAUUGCCGUUUUUGAAGCUAGAGAAAAAAUCUUUUGUCAAUUCUUACACAAAAAUGGCUAUACUCAGCAACUUCAAUCAGCUCAAUAUUCAUCUUUAAAGAACUGGAACUGAACUGUCAAAUUCAGGGUUUCUGUCUAAACCAAAUAUUCUUGACACAGUGUGUAUCAUAGGAUUGGGCUUGUGGAUAAGGUCUAUUAUACUAGGGUUCAGUAUACAAAGUUUGUGAAAUAUUAUUUAUAUACAAAUUUAGAAGUGGUGUACAGUUCUAUGUGAAGAUGGUGUAGGAUCCCCAGAAUGUUCCUUAAAUAUUUUCUAAAGAUUAGAAGGCAUUAAAGAACACUUGUUUUUACAACUUCUGCAAUUAUUUGUAUUGAAACUAUUAAUAUAAAGUGGAAAUGUUGUAGUUAACGUAAACAAAGUUAGAUCUUCUGUGCUCGUUUCAUUAAUUUGGAAGUUCCUGAAAAGCCAUACAGAAGAAUUAGGUAAGGGUUAUCGUUAAUAACUUUGUGUUACUUCAGAAUGAUCUAGCAGACAGUGUAUACAUUGUAGACAGUGUAUAGAGGGCGGUAUUAUUUAUUUACUGAAUAAUUAAACAAUAUCCCAAAGUCAACUAUUGUGCCUCUUGUGUAGCAAAACUGAAUAGUCCAACUGUGUUCCUAUUUUUUUUCAGUGAUCUGGUGGAAUAAAUGAAACAUUUUAAAAUACU